AUGUCAGAUGAUGAAACAGAUGAAGGCUAUAAUGAAUUUAUAAAGAAUAUAAUUAAGGUAGAUGAUAAUGCAGAUGAGGUAGAUAAGUUCUGGUAUGGGUUAUUGCUUAAAGGUGAAGACUCAAUAGUGGAUUAUUACUCAAAGAUAAAGAGAUGUAAUGAUGUUAUUAAGCUCUGUAAAAAUUAUCUUAGAGAAUUAUUUCAUAAAGGAUUGUUAUCAGAAAGUCAAAGAUAUAUCGCAAGAUUUGGAUGUUAUUAUAGUUAUGAUCUUGAUUCUGAUAAAAUAGUAGAAAUGCUUAUUCAAGUUGAAAAGAAAAAUACGUCUGAUUUUAUUACUGCAUUUAGUGAUUAUCUUAGACAGACCCUUUAUAGCGGGAUAAAAAUGGUCCAGGUGUAUUAA
This is a messenger RNA of Funneliformis mosseae, 399 nucleotides long. NCBI's taxonomy places the organism in Eukaryota, Fungi, Glomeromycota, Glomeromycetes, Glomerales, Glomeraceae. The record is from the annotation of a GenBank genome assembly.